Molecule: messenger RNA, 1672 nt
Organism: Lotus japonicus
Lineage: Eukaryota; Viridiplantae; Streptophyta; Magnoliopsida; Fabales; Fabaceae
Product: putative ATP synthase protein YMF19
Exons: 1
Coding region: 191-799 (202 amino acids)
Cellular component (GO): mitochondrion; membrane
Source: RefSeq, a predicted model, not a curated record
GGGAAAGCACGCAACCAAACUGAACGCCAGCGCUUUCAACAGUUAGAGUUGGUCGUUCUUGCGUGGCUUUGACUCCCCAACGAGAUAUGUAAGAAAUUUUGUAUGAAACGAAAACGAGAUUUGGGCUGGACAGAAUCUAUCAAAGAAGUCGCCCUUCUUCCUUUCGUUUGUGCAUCUUUCUCUUUCUCCCAUGCAUCCUUUCUGUUUGUUGGUCAACAACCAAUCACAACUCAAUAGAAUGAAUUCUUCAAGACUCCUACAUGACAUGAAGGGACUCUCUUUCUGUCCGGAGGGAAUCAUUGUUUCUCAAUCAAUCAUGCCUCAACUGGAUAAAUUCACUUAUUUCACACAAUUUUUCUGGUCAUGCCUUUUCCUCUUUACUUUAUGUAUUCCCAUAUGCAAUGAUGGAGAUGGAGUACUUGGGAUCCGCAGAAUUCUAAAACUACGGAACCAACUGGUUUCAAACUGGGGGAACAAAAUCCGGAGCAACGACCCCAACAGUUUGGAAGAUAUCUUUAGAAAAGGUUUUAGCACCGGUUUAUCCUAUAUGUACUCUAGUUUAUUCGAAGUAUCCCAAUGGUGUAACGCCGUCGACUUAUUGGGAAAAAGGAGGAAAAUAAUUUCUCUCUCUUGUUUCGGAGAAAUAAAUGGGUCACGAGGAAUGGGAAGAAACAUCUUAUAUUUUAUCUCGAAGUCCUCAUAUGGCGCUUCUUCUUCAAAUCCUGGAUGGGUGAUCACUUGUAGGAAUGACAUAAUGCUAAUCCAUGUUCCACACGACCAAGGAAGAAUCAAAAAAUAAGAAUGGUAUUGCUUCUUUUAUAAUAGCGUUCGUUCAUAAAUUAACUCGACCACUUGUUAGUCUUGCUACACGACACGAGUCUAGGGUGAAGUUGAAGCAGACACGGUCAAGUAAAGUCGACUUCACAAGUGAUUCAACAUACCAUAUAUAUGGAUGGAAAUAAAAAAGGAGAGAAGGGUCUCGCCCAGAUGGCUCCCGCAAGGUAACGACUUCAAACUCAAACAAAGAACGUUCUUAUCCAAGGAUGAGUCAAAGAAAAUGUUGUAUGUAUUGCAAGACCCGUCGAUAAGCUAAGGCUACGACAUGAAGGAAGGCCAGAACAGAAGAACUACAGAACCACGCCCACCAGAGCUAAAUGAGACCGAAGGGACUUACGGGAGGUGAAGGUCGCUGGCUUGCCCGUGGGCUGUGGCAUCUGAUGGGACAUUGGCCUCCCUCCCGCUACGGCUCGUUGUACGUUCCUUUAGCUAUAGGCGUGUCCAAUCCGAGAAUAGUCCGUUCCACAUAGUGCAAGGAAGCUCGGUGGGGUUUCAUACGAGGGUCCUGCUGUGCCAUCGUCCAACCAGUACAGUAUGACAUUUCAAAUCGCCCCGCGAAGCUUUCGGGAAGAGGGGUAGUCUUGCGUUCAGAAAGAAAGGUUAUCGAGAUCAUUAAUCGCUCUUUUUAGUGGGGAGGAAUAGUGCAGGAAGGGAGCGAGACCAAGCCGAGCCACUAGGAGAGUCAGCCCUUCCCACGUGUCAAGUUGAAUAAAUGAAUGCAGCCUCCACCAGAGAGAUCAACCUGCGCCGCCGGCGGCGCAGAACGCACUAAUCCGCGACUAGCAAGUUUUCCGAAACCAAACUGAGUAGAAUUGUUACUUUCAAAAAAUGCUUG